AUGGCUCCCUCUGAAACCCUCGACAGGGACAUUCUCCCAGAUACCGUCAAGGCUGUCAACUAUGACCUCUCCAUCUACGAUAUCGAACUAGGUGGCGCUUUCAGCUAUCAAGGAACUGUUGGCAUUUUCUCCAAGAUCACCAAGGGAACCAAAGAGAUUGUCUUGAACUCUCAUCAGCUCAAGAUUCAUAGUGCCGAGGUUUCCGUAGACCAGAAGUCCUUCAAGGCUUAUGACAUCUCAUACGAUGCUCCCAGACAACGUGCAACUCUUUCCUUCACAGACGAGUUGCCAGUUUCUGAGAAGGCUACCCUUGUCAUCAAGUUCCAAGGAACUAUCAACAAUGACAUGGCCGGGUUCUAUCGUUCGAAAUACAAGCCAGUCGUCCCUCCAGCAACAUCUGUACCAAAAGACGGCGAAGACCACGUAAUGUUUUCAACCCAAUUCGAGAGCUGUGAUGCACGCAGAGCAUUCCCGUGCUUUGACGAGCCCAACUUGAAGGCCACCUUUGAUUUCCAAAUUGAGCUUCCUGAAGACCAAGUUGCAUUAAGCAAUAUGCCCGAAAAGGAGACCAAGAAGGCCAAGGAUGACUACAAAGUUGUUUCGUUUGACAGAACACCAAUCAUGAGCACCUACCUAUUGACCUGGGCCAUGGGUGACUUUGAGUACGUUGAAGCAUUUACGGAGCGCAAAUACGAGGGCAAGAAUAUUCCGGUUCGUGUUUACACAACUAGAGGGUUGAAGAGCCAGGCCCAAUAUGCUCUUGAUCAUGCCCCCAAGAUCAUCGAUUACUAUUCGGAGAUUUUUGACAUUGAUUACCCACUUCCAAAGUCGGAUUUACUUGCAGUUCAUGAAUUUGUAAUCUCACGAGGCAAAAUACCUGCCCACUUCAAUUACCUUAUUUCUGUGGAUAUUGCUGACGCUAAUUCAGAGGGCUGGGGUCUUGUAACAUAUAGAACAACAGCUGUGUUAUUUGACGAGAAGACGUCGGAUGCUAGGUUCAAGAACAGAAUCGCAUACGUCGUUGCCCACGAAUUGGCCCACCAAUGGUUUGGUGAUCUCGUCACAAUGGAUUGGUGGAGUGAACUCUGGCUCAACGAGGGCUUUGCUACUUGGGUUGGAUGGCUCGCAACAGAUCACCUCCACCCAGACUGGAACGUCUGGCCUCAAUUCGUCUCCGAGGGCAUGCAAACUGCGUUCACAUUGGACUCGCUUCGCAGCUCUCAUGCUAUUGAAGUCCCGGUCAAAGAUGCUUUAGAUGUCGAUCAAAUUUUCGAUGCCAUCAGCUACCUCAAGGGCAGCUCUACUAUCCGCAUGCUGGCUACACAUCUCGGGCAAGAAACUUUCCUAAAAGGUGUUUCCAACUAUCUCAAAGCUCAUGCAUAUGGAAAUGCCACUACGGCGGAUCUCUGGUCAGCAUUGAGCCAGGCUUCAGGCCAAGAUGUGAACACUUUGAUUGAUCCUUGGAUCCGCAAAAUCGGAUUUCCUGUCGUUACAGUUGCAGAAGAGCCAGGCCAAAUCGGUGUCAGGCAGUCUCGCUACUUGUCUACCGGUGAUGCCAAGCCAGAGGAUGAUUUUACCACUUGGUGGGUGCCUCUUGGAUUUGAAGGCAAGGUUGGCACUAAGGGAGCAGCCUCCAUCGGCCUUACCAAGAAGCAAGACUUCAUUAGAGAUGUCGACGACGAAUUCUACAAAAUUAACAAGGACAAUGCUGGCUUCUAUAGAACCAACUACCCUCCUGCAAGAUUGGCAAAGCUGGGUACCCAGAUUGACCUUCUAAGUGUCUCCGACAAGAUCGGUCUGAUUGGUGACGCUGGUGCAUUGGCUCUGUCCGGAGAGGCUGCUACCCCUGGACUGCUCGCAUUUGUAGAAGGAUUUCAGUCCGAGACGAAUUAUUUGGUUUGGUCACAGAUCCUAGGUUCACUCGGAACUGUCAAAUCAAUCUUCUCGGAGGAUACUGCUGUCUCCGAAGGCUUGAAGAAGUUCACACUCAAGCUGAUCAUUCCUGCUGUUGAGAAGAUCGGCUGGGAGACAUCACCAAACGAUGACUUUCUUACGACCCAGCUCCGCUCGCUUCUCCUUCUAAAGGCAGGUUUGAACGGCCAUGAACAGGCAACCGCUGAAGCAAAGCGCCGUUUCCAACUCUACACCUCCGGCACCGAUAAAUCCGCCAUCCAUCCCAAUCUCCGCAGCACCAUCUUCGGCAUCGCGAUGCGCCAUGGCGACACGGCCGAGUACGAAGCCCUCAAGAAAGAAUGGCACACCACGCCCUCAGUCGAUGGCAAAGAAAUCGCUCUUCGCGCCAUGGGCCGUCUGCAAAACCUUGAUCUCCUUCCUCAAUACCACAACUUCAUCUUCACCGAAGUCGCAACACAGGACGUGCAUACCGGCUCCAUGGCACUGGCUGCGAACCCCAAAACACGAGGCCUGAAUUGGAAGUAUAUCCAGGACAACUUUGAGAGUAUUCAUGCGCGCUUAAGCAAGAACAUGGUGGUUUUAGAUCGGUUCUUGAAGUUGUCGUUGCAGAAGUUCAAUGAGAGGGAGAAAGAGCUGGAGAUUAAGAAGUUCUUUGAGGGCAAGGAUAAUAGGGGCUAUGAUCGCACGCUCGGCGUGGUUAGUGAUACGAUACUAGGCAGGGCGGCGUAUAAAGAGAGGGAUGCGAGUGUUAUUCUGGAGUGGUUGAAGACGCAUGGGUAUGCGUAA
Lachnellula hyalina is the source of this 2700-nucleotide messenger RNA. RefSeq names its product Aminopeptidase. Gene Ontology annotation, molecular function: zinc ion binding; metalloaminopeptidase activity; peptide binding. Gene Ontology annotation, cellular component: cytoplasm. Gene Ontology annotation, biological process: proteolysis; peptide catabolic process. Lineage: Eukaryota; Fungi; Ascomycota; Leotiomycetes; Helotiales; Lachnaceae. The coding region runs from base 1 to 2700 and encodes 899 amino acids. The transcript has 5 exons. The record is from RefSeq and is a predicted model, not a curated record.